CGGCGGGUCUCCAUGGCGGCGCCGGCAGCGGGCCCGGUGUUCUGGAGACGGCUGCUGGGCCUGCUCCCUGGCCGGCCCGGGCUGGCCGCGCUUCUGGGUCGGCUCUCCGACCGCCUGGGCAGGAGCCGGGAGCGCCGGCGCCGGAGGUCACCAUGGCUGUUACUGGCUCCCUUGCUCUCCCCAACUGUUCCUCAGAUCACCUCCCCACCUUGCUGCCUAUGUCCCGAGGGUGUGCACAGGUUCCAGUGGAUCAGAAACCUGGUCCCGGAAUUCGGAGUCCCCAGCUCUCACGUCAGGGUGCUUUCUUCCCCUGCAGAGUUCUUCGAGCUCUUAAAGGGGCAGAUAAAAACAGCCAAGAGGCGAGUCGUGAUGGCAUCCCUCUACUUGGGGACAGGACCUUUGGAGCAGGAACUGGUGGAUUGUCUGGAGAGUUCUCUGGAGAAGUCACUACAAUCGAAGUUUUCUUCCGACCUCAAGGUCUCCAUCCUCCUGGACUUCACCCGUGGCUCCAGAGGGAGGAAGAACUCGCGCAGUAUGCUGCUCCCACUGCUGCAGAGGUUUCCAGAGCGUGUGCGUGUCUCCCUCUUCCACACGCCAAACCUCCGAGGACUCCUCCGACUCCUUAUCCCUGAGCGCUUCAACGAGACCAUCGGACUCCAGCACAUCAAGGUGUACCUCUUUGACAACAACGUCAUCUUGAGUGGUGCAAACUUGAGUGACUCCUACUUCACCAACCGCCAGGACCGCUAUGUGUUCUUACAAGACUGUGCUGAGAUCGCAGACUUCUUCACGGAGCUGGUGGAUGCGGUGGGGGAUGUGUCCCUGCAGCUGCAGGGGGAUGACACCGUGGACGUUGUGGAUGGCAUGGUGCACCCUUACAAAGGUGACCGGGCUGCGUAUUGCAGAGCGGCUAACAAACGGGUCAUGGACGUGAUCCAUUCAGCCAGGACCCGACAACAGAUGCUGCAUGCACAGACCUUCCACAGUGACUCUCUGCUGAGUCAGGAAGAGGCUGCGGCUGCUGGUGACCGGAGACCAGCACCAGACACCUGGAUUUACCCACUGAUCCAGAUGAAGCCCUUUGAGAUUCAAAUAGAUGAGAUAGUCACCGAGACCCUGCUGACAGAAGCUGAGCGGGGAGCUAAGGUCUUCCUCACCACUGGCUACUUCAACCUGACCCAGGCCUACAUGGACCUGGUGCUGGGCACUCGAGCCGAGUAUCAGAUCCUCCUAGCCUCACCAGAGGUGAAUGGCUUCUUUGGAGCCAAGGGUGUGGCGGGCGCCAUCCCAGCUGCCUAUGUGCAUAUUGAGCGACAGUUCUACAGCGAAGUGUGCAGCCUGGGGCAGCAGGACCGGGUCCAGCUGCAGGAGUACUGGCGCAGGGGAUGGACCUUUCAUGCCAAAGGCCUCUGGCUGUACCUGGCAGGGAGCAGCCUGCCCUGCCUCACGUUGAUUGGCUCUCCUAAUUUUGGGUACAGGUCAGUUCACCGGGACCUAGAAGCCCAGAUUGCCAUCGUGACGGAGAGCCGAGCCCUGCAGCAGCAGCUCCAUCAGGAGCAGGAGCAGCUCUACUUGAGAUCAGGCGUGGUGUCGUCUGCAACCUUUGAGCAGCCAGGUCGGCAGGUGAAGCUGUGGGUGAAGAUGGUGACCCCACUGAUCAAGAACUUCUUCUGACAACAGGCAGCGAGCACUCACGGACACCAGGGCGUCUUCUGGCCACUCGUGGAACCAGUUGAUGGCUGUGCAGUUGACCACGGCAGGGAACUUCCGGGCUCGCACACGCAGGAUGGAGCCCACGGGGGAGAAACACAGAAUCACCUGGAUGUGGGACAAAGCAAACAUCUGUGGGGGGUUGUCGUUGCUGAGGUUAGACGUGUCAUUUUGGCAGAUGGCCCCUCUGGAAGUGCGGUGCUCUCCAGGUCUCAGUGUCCACGGGUCGGGGGUCACUCCUGCAGAGCCCCAAGAGCGUGGCUGGGUACCUCAGUGAACCAGUUCAGUUUCACAGCUCUGUGUGGUGCUGUGAAGUACAAAGCAGCCCCACACCUUGCUGGAUGAGGAAGGGAUGGGAAAUGGGUCCUGCUCUAGGCAGAUGAGAACAGACAACUGGGAGGCGGUGAUUUCUUCUGAAUCCAGCUAGGCAUGUAGCAUGUCCUGCAGGCCCUGAAGGCUGACUUCCAAAUGAGGCCCUGGCUUCCUGGGCUUUCCUGGAAGAUGGAGGGGAGCUGUAGAGAAAUGUCCCAGGCUUUCCUGAUGGAUGGGGACUUCUCACGGAGUCUCAGGCUCCCCUCUGAUCACUCUGACCUUGUCUUUCAGGGGCACAGCAAUGGGAUGGAAGGGGCUAGGUAGAUCUGUAAAUAUCUUGACUUCUUGCUGUCUCUAGAGAUGAUGCCUGGGCCUUAACAGGUAGUGAGAGCAGGCUGCAGCCAUCAGGAACUCAAAUCCCACCAGCAACGUCUGCUAACAGGACUGUGUGAGCCAGAGAGGGGCACAGGGGACACUGUCUUACUGUAGUGAGGAGCACAUGACAACAGAUACUCAGCAUGGCAGUGGGGUUGGCUUUCUAGCUGAACUCUGAGGAGCAGUCAAACAUUCUCAGGUGCCUUUGGUAUUAGUGAGUUUAGCUAGCUUUACUCCAGGUAAUGUUUGAGGUCAAGGGUUACUUUUUGCUCUAAAAAUUUUAAUUACUAUUGUGCAUAUGUGUUACAGAAUAUUUGUCUAGCUAUGUAAAAAUAUAUUGCAUUUGUUUAUGUUGCAGAAUAUUAGUUUAAUUAUGUAAAGAUGUGUUGCAUUUGUUUAAUUAAACAAAUAUAAAGCUUGCCUGCCUAAGGAACCUGAUAGAUCUAAUAAAAAGCUGAAUAGCCAAUAGCAAGGGAGGGUAUAGGCAGGACUUCCAUGCAGGGAGAAUAAGUAGGAGGAGAAAUUUAAGCUUGGGGAAGAAAAAAGACACCAGGACAGAAUAGAUAAAAGAAUAUUUUCUCUAAAUUUGCCUAAUGAAAAUGGACUUGAUGUUAUAAUUCUUACUUGAUAAUUAUUUUUAUUGUAUAUAGACUCACUAUGUUAAAGCUAAAACCUUUUGGGGAUGGAGAGAUGGCUCAGAGGUUAAGAGCACUGGCUGCUCUUCCAGAGGACCUGAGUUUGAUUCCUAGAAAUCACAUGGUGGCUCACACCAUCUAUAGAUCUAUGCUCUCUUCAAAAAUAAAGGUGCACAGGCA
Messenger RNA from Chionomys nivalis (European snow vole), 3212 nucleotides. RefSeq names its product phosphatidylglycerophosphate synthase 1 (gene Pgs1). The record is from RefSeq and is a predicted model, not a curated record. The transcript is spliced from 10 exons. Gene Ontology annotation, cellular component: mitochondrion. The coding region runs from base 13 to 1674 and encodes 553 amino acids. Gene Ontology annotation, biological process: cardiolipin biosynthetic process. Gene Ontology annotation, molecular function: CDP-diacylglycerol-glycerol-3-phosphate 3-phosphatidyltransferase activity. Lineage: Eukaryota; Metazoa; Chordata; Mammalia; Rodentia; Cricetidae.